Messenger RNA from Bursaphelenchus okinawaensis, 2136 nucleotides. NCBI's taxonomy places the organism in Eukaryota, Metazoa, Nematoda, Chromadorea, Rhabditida, Aphelenchoididae. The record is from the annotation of a GenBank genome assembly.
AUGGCCGAAAUGAGGACCGCCUCGUCCACGUCGACCCUGGUGCACGCUUCCAAUCUCCAAGCUGAUUCGAAUCUAGCCUCCUCGUCCAGCCCCAAUCUCACUGCUCAACAAAACUACUGGCCAAACACGAAAAACGACUACAAUCUACAAGAAGCCAUCGGAAUCGGCGCCACUGCUACUGUUUAUAAGGUACAAUGAAGCUUUUGGGUUGUAGAUUUAUAUUGAGACGGCACGUAAGCCUUGGCGUAAAUUUACUUUGUUUUACAGAGUAAAAAACGAGAAAACGUAAAAAAUUAUAAAAUUUUUGAAGGUUUUUAUUUUUAAAAAUUUUUAAUUUUUACUUUAGGCCUUCUGCAAACCGCGCGCCGAAUACUGUGCCAUAAAAUGCAUCAACCUGGAGAAGUGCCAAACCUCGGUGGACGAGCUGAGCCACGAGAUCCAAGCUAUGAGUCUGUGCCAUCACCCGAACGUCGUCAACUACUUUACAUCCUUUGUGGUCGGAGAAGAACUGUGGGUAGUGAUGCGUCUUCUCAACUGUGGCUCCAUGCUUGAUAUCCUGAAGCGGAAGAUCAAGUUAAUGGGAAAAGAACAAGCCGCCUAUGGUGUACUAGACGAAGUAACUAUUGCCACUGUACUGAAAGAGGUAUUGAGAGGUCUGGACUACUUUCACUCGUCAGGACAGAUUCAUAGAGACAUCAAGGCGGGUAAUAUCUUGCUGAGCUCGGAUGGAACUGUUCAGAUUGCUGAUUUCGGCGUUUCUGGAUGGCUGGCAGCUAGUGGAGGGGAUCUUAGUCGACAAAAGGUUAGACACACUUUCGUUGGUACUCCGUGCUGGAUGGUGAGUUAAUAUGAUGAUUUUUAAUGAUAAAAUUGGAGGAUAUCAAACUGUACUUUGAAAACAUAAAUCUAUUAGUGACAUGUACUUUUUUAGUAAUCAAGUUGAAAAAAAGGUCAAUAUUAAUAUCAAAAUUACAAUUUCAGGCCCCAGAAGUGAUGGAACAAGUCCAAGGCUACGACUUCAAAGCCGAUAUCUGGAGUUUCGGCAUCUUGUGUAUUGAGUUAGCGACAGGAACAGCCCCAUACCACAAAUACCCGCCCAUGAAAGUACUAAUGAUGACAUUACAAAAUGAUCCACCAAAUCUAGAAACGAAUGCUGAAAGAAAAGAUCAAUACAAAGCCUAUGGCAAAAGCUUUAGACAUCUGAUCAAGGACUGUUUACAGGUAUGGAGGGGUGGAAUUGGGUUUUGGAGGGUUAAAAUGGAUAACAAUUUGGGGACAUUGAGGUUUUACGUAGAAAUAGCUGAAGAAGGUAAUGGAAAAUUGAUGUUAAGCCUUUAAAUUGCAUUUUAAUAAAUUAUUUUUUUUUCGAAAAUUUUUGAGAAAACAAAAACUAAAAAAAAUUAAAUUUGAAUUUUCAGAAAGACCCAACAAAACGUCCAACGGCGGCCGAACUCUUAAAGUACUCAUUCUUCAAGAAGGCCAAGGACAAGAGCUUCCUCGUCCACUCCCUGAUCGAAAACCUCGGCUCAACCCCACAGCCAACAGUAUCCGCACCAAAAAAGGUGGCUAGUGGAAAGUUGAAGAAGGACAAGGAUGGAAACUGGGAAUUCGAAUACGACUCUCCAGAAUCCGACUCGGAACCAGAAGGUACAAUUCAAUCAGGCAACAAAAGUCAACGUGGAACGAUUGAUCAAACGAUACAGGCGCAGCCUGAUGCUCAGUCACCGACUGUUCAGCAGCCUGCUCCACAAACAUUGAAUUUGGUAAGAGAGAUACUUUACUCUAUCAUAGCAUUAGCAUGUUCCCUUAACUUUACCUAAGUUCUUACUUAUCAAGUCUCACUUUCAGGUCCUAAGAGUCCGAAACCAGCAACGCGAGCUCAACGACAUCAAAUUCGACUACACUCCCCAAACAGACACUGUCGAUGGCAUCGCGCACGAACUAGUAACGGCCGAACUCAUCGACGGACACGACCUAGUAGUGGUGGCGGCAAACCUACAAAAACUGAUCGAUUUGUCACGCAAAAAGACGGACAAAAAGGCUAUAACUUUCGCUCUCAACUCUGGAUUAGCACCAAACGAAGCGCCGGACGAACGGACUCUGACCGGCUUUGCUCAGCUUUCCCUAAUCGACUAA